Glarea lozoyensis ATCC 20868 is the source of this 1500-nucleotide messenger RNA. Its product is annotated as mRNA decapping enzyme DcpS N-terminal. The transcript is spliced from 3 exons. The record is from RefSeq and is a predicted model, not a curated record. Lineage: Eukaryota; Fungi; Ascomycota; Leotiomycetes; Helotiales; Helotiaceae. Gene Ontology annotation, biological process: deadenylation-dependent decapping of nuclear-transcribed mRNA. Gene Ontology annotation, molecular function: hydrolase activity; RNA 7-methylguanosine cap binding. Gene Ontology annotation, cellular component: P-body; nucleus. The coding region runs from base 1 to 1500 and encodes 499 amino acids.
AUGGAUUCAAUGGAUUCGAAAACUGACCUUCGAAAGCCAGACUGGCUGGACGCGUUCAAACCCGCAACUUCGACGUCGAUCCUUAAAAUGGAGCCAGAUGAAAUGUCACCGCGAGAUAUUCUACUCCAAAUCCCACCAAGAGGCCAUGUUUCGAAGGCAAAGUCGGUUCCAAUGAUUGACCAGAAGACGUUCGAUCAGUUCCAAAAUCAAAUUCCGGGCUCGUUCCAACACCAGAACACGCAAUCCUUGGGUUCUAAUUUUCAUCGAUCAUAUCAACCUGGUAGUCCUCAUCUUCCACAAAAUUCUCAAGGAGCAUUCCAUGCAGAACGAAUGGUACUCGAAGGGUCAGUUGGAAGGCCAACAAAUCGAACACAUCAACAACCGCCCUACAUCAAGGAAGAAUCAGAUUGGAACAAGAGCGAAAAAUCUGGUCCGGAAGACGAUAGAGUCUGGGAAUUCAAAUCUCAGCUUGAAAGAAAUCCAUUUGCAUCCCAAGAGUUGAGGCAGGGUCCUAGUCCACUUAUUGCCGGGUUUCACCGCCCGGUAACAGCUCCCCCUCUACCCCUCCAUCCACCACCAAUCUUUUUGAGUACACCGCCAACAUCAACUUGCCCUGCAGCUUAUGCCGGAUUUCGACAUUUGAAUUUCCCUGCUGGUUUCAAUCCCCCAAAUUACAAUAUGGAUGGCGAGGUGUCGAAUCCUGAAUCUCUGAUUCCCAAUUUCAAGUUCGAGAAGGUGUUGAAUCAAGAUCAAGCAGGUCGACGCAUAAGCCUUUAUGGUUCCAUAAACUCGCAGCCAGGCAUUCUCAUUCUAGAACGCUCACCUUUCCCAUCAUCACAGGCAUACCUUUCGCACAUCCCUCGAAUACUAUCCUCAAUUCAGAACCUCGGCGCAAACGACAUUUACUUCUGGUAUCUCGCAUCGUCUAGACCUAACUCGAAUAAUUCGCAGGAUGGAAGUCGGGAAGCAGUUGGUGAUGAAGGAAUGCAGGAUUUGAAGGUCAAUCUUAUAUAUCCUUGUACUGCCCAGCAUAUCAAGAAAUACUCCAGUCAGGGCGCUAGAUUGGUUUGCGAGACGGCGGAAAUUUAUCGAUCGAAGGUCCGGCCGUAUAUGGAAAACAAAAGGGCUGAAGGUCGUCUGAAUUGGGUUUACAAUAUCAUCGAAGGUAAGACGGAGGUCGAGGAUGUGAUUUUCAGGACGCCUUUAGGUUCCGCUGGCGACGAGGGCUUCCUGUUGAUUCCGGAUCUGAAUUGGGAUCGGAAGACAAUACCAAGUCUGCAUUUGUUGGGAUUGGUGGAGCGAAGAGACAUCUGGAGUUUGAGAGAUUUGAAAAAGAAGCAUAUAAGGUGGUUGAACGAAAUGAGGGAGUUGCUGCUGGAUAGUACGGUAAACCAACGUACUACCAUUUCCACAUCCACAUCGUCCAUGUCGCACUGGAAGCUGGCGCAACUCAAGCCUCCGGAAAAGCAAUCGGAUUGGAAAGCAUCAUCGAAACCUUAG